Molecule: messenger RNA, 1509 nt
Organism: Hemisphaericaspora subhashii
Lineage: Eukaryota; Fungi; Ascomycota; Pichiomycetes; Serinales; Debaryomycetaceae
Exons: 1
Coding region: 1-1509 (502 amino acids)
Source: RefSeq, a predicted model, not a curated record
AUGUCCACCGAUGUUAGAAGAUGUCGUCGUUGUAAGCGUAAGAGACUCGAUGACGAGCCUAUGGAAGUCAGGCAAUACAGAACAUGUGCCAAGUGUCGUAUUAUUGAAAGAAAUAAGAAAAAGCUGAGAAAACCAUUAGCUGAAGAAACAAUGCUUUAUGGAUUAAAACAAUUUCGUGAACAAAGUUUAAGUGAUAAUUUCAUGGAAGAGGAAGGAUUACUAGAUGAUGAAUAUUUUCGUCAAUUCCAUAAGAAGCCAUUUAAUUAUGAAGCUGAAAUCAAUCGUGUCUUAACUAAUCCUAAUUAUGUACCGCCUAUAAUUGAUGAAGCUCGAUUAUUGCAGAAGGAUACAUCUGGUUCACAUGAAAUCUCCUCUAAAAUUCAAAUAAAACCAGUUAAACCACAGCAACAGAAUAUUUCAAUCCCGGAAAUUACUGUACGUCAACAUAAACCAAAGAAGCAUGAAAUUGUCCAUCCUCAAGAAGUAGUUAAGGACGAUGAUAUUUUUGAAGAAUUGGCUGAAUUAGGUAAUGAAGAAGAAUUGACGUCUGAUAUUACUGCUUCACAAGCUAUUGUUGAUCCUUACUUGUAUGGAAAUGUGUAUGAUAACUUCCAGCAAUACUUGUUAACCGUAUUUGAAAAACGACAAAAUAAAGAGGAUAUCAAUAAUUUAGUAUUCUUGAAGGAAUUCAAUGAGGACUUUACACUGAAUAUGGCAAAAUUCGAUGCACAUUCGAGAGAUCGUCUGCCAGUAAUGUUGAAUGCUAAGCUUAAUGAAAGACAAGUAAGACUUCAUUUGUUGAGUAAUUUGAAGGCAUUAUAUAUUGAUCCAAUAAUUGCAGUUAUGAAUAUCAGGUAUCAUCAAGAAUCUUCGAAUAUUAAUGACUUCAAAUCCACUAAUUUUAUAAAGAGUUGUCAUAGGUUUAUUUCUCAUGAGAAGUUCAAUUCUGCAUCGGAAGCAAGAAAGAUCAAAAGUUCUACUAUCUAUUUAACUUUCAAUAAGAAGUAUAAUCUAUUGGUGGUAAAGCUUAGUCACUUAAUCUAUAGACCAAGUGGCAUUAAAUACACAGGUGAGUUUAAGCUGAAAAUUCAAGAUAUUUUUAAGAAGUUGCAAUUUGAAAAGGAAAUGUAUAAUUCAAAAUUAAAGGAUACUAAACUUGAUUACAAUGAAACUACAGCAAAUCUAAUAUAUGAUAAGCUUUUCUCAUUGCUUGAUUUAUGUUCUGAUGAAUUACAAGAGUUUAUAAAGAAAUUGGACAAGGAUGAUUUCAUUCGUGAUUUCAUUAACUUUGAAGAUGUCUUCAAAUCUGGUACUGAGUCCGAUGAAGAAGGUGAAGCUGAGAAUGAUGAGGCUGCGGAUGAGCCAAUGCCAGACGCUGAUGAAGGAGUCCAGAGUGAGGAUGAAAACAUGGAUGCGGUGAAUGAUACUUCAUUCACAGAAAACACAUAUUCUGAGAUUAAAAAAGAGUCAACUGCUGAGGUAUUAGAUCCAGUAUUGAAGCCUGAGUAG